Molecule: messenger RNA, 1734 nt
Organism: Bubalus bubalis (water buffalo)
Lineage: Eukaryota; Metazoa; Chordata; Mammalia; Artiodactyla; Bovidae
Gene: APOBEC4
Product: apolipoprotein B mRNA editing enzyme catalytic polypeptide like 4
Exons: 2
Coding region: 260-1366 (368 amino acids)
Source: RefSeq, a predicted model, not a curated record
CACACCUCGGCAAGGUCUUUCUAACUCGGGACAGCCAAGUUCAAAGGAACUAAAGGACGCAAACUGCAAAAAGAGUUCCGAACCGAUACAGGAGGUGAAUCUUAACAACACAGUUGGCCUCUGAAACGACUACUUGAAACAGGGCCUGAGACUUGAAGGGGGAAAGAGAGGCAAUGGACCAACUGCUAGAACACCUGGAAUGUGAUCCAAGCGUGGAGACAAAAUGAUGGGUUGCAGCUAGAAGACAAUAAAACUAACAAUGGAGCCCUUAUAUGAGGAAUACUUGGCCAAUCACGGAACGAUAGUAAAACCUUAUUACUGGCUGAGUUUCUCUCUCGAUUGCUCUAAUUGUCCUUACCAUAUUCGGACGGGUGAAGAAGCAAGAGUUGCCUACACAGAAUUUUAUCAGAUUUUUGGAUUCCCUUAUGGGCCAACAUAUCCUCCAACGAAACACCUCACGUUCUAUGAGCUAAAAACUUCUUCUGGAAGCCUGGUGCAAAAGGGUCAUGCUAGCAGCUGCACUGGGAAUGAUACCCACCCGGAAUCAAUGUUAUUUGAGGUGAACGGUUACUUUGACUCGGCCAUACACAAAAACGACUGCAUCCGGCAUAUUAUUCUGUACUCCAGCAACUCCCCUUGCAAUGAAGCUAACCACUGCUGCAUCAGCAAAAUGUAUACCUUCCUGGCAAAGUAUCCAGAUAUCACUCUUAGUAUUUACUUUUCUCAGCUCUAUCACACAGAGGCUGAAUUUCCUGCCUCGCCGUGGAACCGCGAAGCUCUCCGGAGCCUGGCCAGUUUAUGGCCACAGGUCACUUUGAGCCCCAUAAGUGGUGGGAUAUGGUAUUCUCUCCUCAGCAACUUUGUGAGCAGUGUCCAGGGAGCAAGUGUUUUCCAGCCCAUUUUAACCGGGAGAGCUCUGGCGGACAGGCACAACGCACUUGAAAUCAACGCCAUAACAGGGGUGAAACCAUACUUCACCGAUGUUCUUCUCCAGGCAAAAGAGAAUCCGGACAUAAAAGUUCAGGCAGCUUUGGAGGGCUACCCCUUAAACAAUGUCUUUCCCAGGCAGUCUUUUCAAGUGACAAGCGGACAGCUGCAACCCAAUCUGACCCUCGACCCCAGGGUUCCUGUCGUAUUUGUGCUGGUGCCUUAUAGAGACCUACCACCAAUCCAUGUAGGACCAAGCCCACAUAAACCCAGGAAUAUCAUAAGGCAUUUAAAUGUGCCUCAAAUAUCAUUCCAGGAAACCGGUGAUCUCAGAAAGUCUCCCAUUGGCAUGCCAGUGGAGAGAGUAGAACUCACAGGACAGUUUGCAAGUAGCAAAGAAGCAGAUGAAAAGAAGAAGAAGAAGAAAGCGAAAAACUAAAAUCUGCAUUCUGACAACUGGUCAGGAGACCAAACUACUACCAGAGGACUUUGAUAGGCAGCAGAAAUCUGGAAACUUUCUCUCUUAGGUCUGAUUCAAGACAGAGAUAAACUGACACACUCAAAGCAAAACAUGAAUUGUUUAUUAUCUCAACUAUUACAAGGCUACAUUAUUUCUAAAAUAAUCCAAGAUGUUUCCAUAAGCAACUUGUUCUCUCUCCUUUCCUUUGAAAGUGACAGUAUCAAAAUGGAGCCAUUAGUAACUUGCUAAUAUUCUGAUGUGGAUAAGAAAAUGUCAUUAUUCUACACUACCCACAUCAUCUUUCCACUAAAAAAGCCCAUGGACUAAAUAGCUUCCUAAAUUUGUUU